Messenger RNA from Saitoella complicata NRRL Y-17804, 450 nucleotides. RefSeq names its product DUF757-domain-containing protein. Bases 1 to 450 code for a protein of 149 amino acids. Gene Ontology annotation, cellular component: cytoplasm. NCBI's taxonomy places the organism in Eukaryota, Fungi, Ascomycota, Saitoellomycetes, Saitoellales, Saitoellaceae. The transcript is spliced from 3 exons. The record is from RefSeq and is a predicted model, not a curated record.
AUGGCUACCGAGCAGAAGAAGUUCGACGCUGAGACCGCAGACAACCUCGAGGAGAUCGAGAAGCAGUUCGCCGUCAAGGCGAUCGAGCAUGCCCAGGUCUACUGGAACAUCCUCGAGAAGAUGCCCGGAUCCCAGCUCAAGCUCACCAGACUCGAUGACGAGAUCAUCGAGCACCUCAAGGAAGUCUUCCCUGACCUCGUUGCCUCCAACGGUGCCACGAUCGAUGAGAACGAGAUGAAGUCGCACGCUGGAAAGAACAAGUGGAGACCAUUCUUGAUGAAGUACGAGAAAUUGGUUGAUGACUACAACUUUGGUACUUUGCUGAGAACAGACGCUAAGGCUGAGUACGAGGAGCACACCACCAUUUUCGUUCCCCGAAUGCAGUUCUUCGCUAUCGAGAUCCUCCGUAACCGGGCUGGCCUGAACGACUGGAUCUGCCAGAAGAAAUAG